This is a messenger RNA of Populus trichocarpa (black cottonwood), 1293 nucleotides long. Its product is annotated as 11-beta-hydroxysteroid dehydrogenase-like 4A. The record is from RefSeq and is a predicted model, not a curated record. Bases 132 to 1055 code for a protein of 307 amino acids. Gene Ontology annotation, molecular function: oxidoreductase activity. The transcript has 6 exons. NCBI's taxonomy places the organism in Eukaryota, Viridiplantae, Streptophyta, Magnoliopsida, Malpighiales, Salicaceae.
UGUUGUUAUCAUAUAUUUAUACAGAGCAACCACGGCCAGGACGAAUAUUUUCGUGAACCUGAGCUCAGCUACACAAGAAACAGAAAUUACUGUGUUUUGGUCUUUUCUCUCCGACCUUACCGAACCACAGCAUGGAUUUGAUUCACAAGGUCCUGAACAUUGUACUUCCUCCUAUAACAUUGAUUCUGCUACUUCUCUUCUUUCCGUAUUUUCUUGUUUCCAAGUUUAUAAGUCGCAUAAAAAGAUCAAUAAAUAGCGAAAAGGUGGCAGGAAAAGUAGUUCUAAUCACCGGUGCAUCUUCAGGCAUUGGCGAGUAUCUUGCAUACGAGUAUGCUAGGAGAGGAGCCUGUUUAGCCCUCUCUGCUAGAAGAGAGGAGCGUCUUCGAGCAGUAGCUGAUAAGGCCCGGGAGCUGGGGUCACCGGAUGUUAUAGUCAUCGCCACUGACAUUUCGAAGGUUGAAGACUGUGAGCGGUUUGUUAAUGAGGCAAUGAAUCAUUUUGGCAAGUUGGAUCAUCUGGUGAACAAUGCUGGUGUUGCUCAAAUUGACAUGUUUGAGGAUUGCAAGCAAAUAUCAGAUUUUGCAACAAUUAUGAACACAAAUUUCUGGGGUUCCGUAUACGCCUCCCAUUUCGCUAUUCCACACCUAAGAAAAAGUAAAGGGAGGAUUGUAGGGAUUUCUUCAAUUGCUGGAUGGUGCUCAGUGCCUAGGAUGAGCUUCUAUUCUGCAAGCAAAGCAGCCAUAACAAGUUUUUAUGAGACACUACGUGCUGAAUUUGGUUCGGAUAUUAGAAUAACAAUCGUCACUCCUGGUUUAGUUGAGUCAGAAAUGACCCAAGGCGAUUUUUUAUCAAAGGGUCAAAUGGACUUUGUUCUGGCCGAGUCGACCGAAAGGUGUGCUAAAGCAAUCGUGGACAGUGCUUGUCGAGGAGACAGGUACUUGGUAGAGCCGUCUUGGGCAAGGAUUACGUUUCUGAUGAAAGUCCUUUGCCCUGAAGUGCUGGAGUGGUGGUUCCACAGGAUAUUGGUUGCUAAGAGUUCCAAGAAGAGCAACUAGCAUGAGCUUCUGUAUCUCACUUAACAGGCGUCAAAUAUGCCUUGCGCAUUUCAGCUUUAAUUCCAGAUCUCAAGCAGUGACUCUGUUUCAUUUUUUUAUUCCUCUGAAAAUUCAGAAUGUUUGAUAAUUUCAUUCUAUUCCGGUUAGAAUAACCGGUAUAUCUCAUAUCAUAUAAAAAAAAAAAAAACAACAGAAUAUAAUGGAAUAAAUUUCAUCUCGCAUCUCAGGUUAUUUUGAA